GCUCCACCGGCUUGAUGCUCGUGUCCGUCCUCCGAGUGCGCAGCAGAGUGCACGAGUCAAGCAGCGACAGUCAGCUCGGUCACACUUGUCUCCACAAACGGGGACAAUGACAGGGAACCACUGGGGAUAUGGAAAAGAGGACGGUCCUUCUGUAUGGCACAAAAACUUUCCUGUGGCCGAGGGCACCCGGCAGUCUCCCAUCGACAUCAUACCUCAGGGGGCUUCACAUGACCCCAGUCUGGGCCCGAUCGUCCUCAACUAUGAUCAGUGUACCUCCACCAACAUCUCCAAUAACGGACACUCUGUUGUUGUGGAGUUUGAGGACUCGGACGACCGUUCAGAAGAGGAGGACGGACUUCAUUUAGUUCACUGGAAUGCUAUCAAGUACAAGACGUUCGGGGAGGCGGCAGCAGCUCCUGACGGCCUCGCUGUCCUCGGCAUCUUUUUAGAUACAGGUGACGACCACAGAUGGCUCCACACGAUAACAGACGCUCUGUACAUGGUGAAAUUUAAGGGCAGUGUCACAGAUUUCAAAGGUUUCAACCCCAAGUGCCUCUUACCCAGCAGCCUCCACUACUGGACCUACCUGGGCUCACUGACCACGCCCCCUCUACAUGAGAGUGUCACCUGGAUCGUCCUGAAGGAGCCAAUCAUCGUGUCUGAUAAACAGAUGGGCAAGUUUCGAUUGCUCUUGUUCUCUGGAGAGGAAGAGGAUCAGAGGAAACGCAUGGAAAACAACUUCAGGCCUCCUCAGCCUCUCAAAGGAAGGAAAGUGCGUUCCUCCAAUUAACGUGACCUCUACAAGAGCUCCUUUAGACGACAGUGAAUGCAUUAAUUUGAGUGUAACUGUAUUUUACCUCAUGGUAGCUUGUCCUGAGGAAGAUGUUUGAUAUGUACAGAAUAAGUUCAAGGAGUAAUUCUCACCACUGCCACAUUCAGAUGCAGAAUAAGAAACAUGGAAGGAGUUCAUGGAAAAAUAAAAGCACAUGCAGCAACAUAUUUAAUUAGCAGUCAGCUAAUAUUAUUGUGUUAGUUGAUGUGAAGUUAUCAUGAGCGAUACUUUAACAAAGAUUCAAAGGUGUGUUUUAUCUCUGUAAACUGUGCAAGGACAAGUGUUGCUGAGGCAACAAGGUGCUAUUCAUCAAUUAGCGUAUUCAUGUAGCAUUCAGUUAUAUGCAACAGGUACGUUCCUUCAUCAGUACAGUCGGCUGUUUGCAGGCUGGUAUCGCACCACCGUGCCCUCUGCAGAUUCAAGUCCUCGGCCUCCUUGCUGAUCUGCAUUGAUCCCCUGUUGAUCCAGUCCUCCUGGCCCCAGAGCCCCUCCAGUCCGGCCAUGCCAACUGGAGGUGGGAUUGGAUUAGAGCUGCAUUUGCUCUAACCAUGAGGGGGGGUGUGAAAAGGCUCAGAUCCUUUAGAGCUCAGGAGACUUCAGAUAGCAGGGAGAUUUAUUAUUUUUAGAGUGGUCUACAGGUUUAACAAAAACCUGUGUCCACACAUUAUUUCCCCACACAGGAUUUAUUAAACUCCAGCAGCAAUACACGGUACAGGUUUUGGUUUUCUUAAUCAAAUUCUUUGUUUUCAUGAUCUUCAUUCUGGGAUUAAACUGUCGACGCUGCCUGGAGGGUCACAGGUCCUGGUCUAAUGUGUCUGCUCACUGUUAUUAACAGCUCACCCCUGAAGCUGCACUUGUAAGAAUCAUAUAUGCACAGUCCAGUAUGUAAAUGCCUGACAGAGGCCCUGGUGUCUCUGUUGGGUGACUUAUGGCAGCUUUGUGUCAUGCUGGUGCCCUUAUUUAGAUGGGCUUGGAUUUUACUAAUACAGAGGCUUAUUUUUUGAAUGAAGAUGCCUCAGUUAUGAUUGUUUGAUGUUGUUGAUGUGGAAAGAAAACAUGAAA
Molecule: messenger RNA, 1894 nt
Organism: Paralichthys olivaceus (Japanese flounder)
Lineage: Eukaryota; Metazoa; Chordata; Actinopteri; Pleuronectiformes; Paralichthyidae
Source: RefSeq, a predicted model, not a curated record